AUGGGUGAGUGGACCAUCCUGGAGAGGCUCCUGGAGGCAGCUGUGCAGCAGCACUCGACCAUGAUCGGCAGGAUUCUCCUCACAGUGGUUGUGAUCUUCCGAAUUCUAAUCGUGGCAAUUGUCGGGGAGACGGUUUAUGAGGAUGAGCAGACCAUGUUCAUGUGCAAUACUCUUCAGCCAGGCUGUAACCAGGCCUGCUACGAUAAAGCUUUUCCCAUCUCCCACAUUAGGUACUGGGUCUUUCAGAUCAUUCUGGUGUGCACACCAAGCCUUUGCUUUAUCACGUAUUCGGUCCACCAAUCGUCAAAACAGAAGGACAAACGUUUCUCCAUGCUCUGUCCUCUUCUGGACAGGGAGUUCACCAAAGCCUCCACAGACCGUAAAGAGGACAAGAAGUCAAAAGGCAGUCUCACCAACGGGAUUAUGGGGCAGAACAUGGAGGGAGCUAGAAAGGCAGUGGAAUCAGAUUAUUUGGAGAACAAGAAAAUGCUUAACACAUCAGGAUGGAUCAGUAGCAAAAGCAUGAAAGUUCAGCAGCAAGAGGGAAUAUCAAGAUUUUAUAUCAUCCAAGUGGUUUUUAGGAAUGCUUUGGAGAUUGGCUUUUUGGUGGGACAAUAUUUUCUCUAUGGGUUUAACGUUCCUGCAAUCUUUGAGUGUGAUAGGUAUCCUUGCGUCAAGGAGGUGGAGUUAGUGUCCAGGCCAACAGAAAAGACGGUAUUCUUGGUCUUUAUGUUUGCAGUCAGUGGCAUUUGUGUGGUUCUGAACCUGGCUGAGCUCAACCACCUGGGCUGGAGGAAGAUCAAGGCAGCCAUCAAAGGAGUGCAAGCCAAGAGAAAAUCAGUAGUCGAGAUUAGGAAGAAGGACCCUCCAUUUUUCAAUGUCCAAGGGAGGACCCAAUCCAAUGAAUCUGCAUAUGUCUGA
Messenger RNA from Pristis pectinata (smalltooth sawfish), 921 nucleotides. RefSeq names its product gap junction delta-2 protein-like. The record is from RefSeq and is a predicted model, not a curated record. Gene Ontology annotation, biological process: cell communication. Gene Ontology annotation, cellular component: connexin complex. NCBI's taxonomy places the organism in Eukaryota, Metazoa, Chordata, Chondrichthyes, Rhinopristiformes, Pristidae.